Molecule: messenger RNA, 1877 nt
Organism: Manihot esculenta (cassava)
Lineage: Eukaryota; Viridiplantae; Streptophyta; Magnoliopsida; Malpighiales; Euphorbiaceae
Exons: 2
Coding region: 182-658 (158 amino acids)
Source: RefSeq, a predicted model, not a curated record
GCUAGGACAAUAAAAUCUAAAGCAGAUGCUCAAAAUCUUUCCUUCUCCUCAGCUAUUUAAGUCUCUCAAGUCCCACAUCACUAUCUCAUAUCUAACCUUCACUGUGACAGACAAAUCAGUCAAUGCCAACUAGCUCAAUAAUCCCCCCCCUUCACUCAUACUCAGCACCUUCAUUCCUUCAAUGGCUGCUUCUUCGUCAAAAAAGAUCUGUGAGCAUCUUCAAGAGCAACAAGAAUCCUUUGUAUUAGACAUACAGAGACCAUCCAUGUCCAAUUUGACAAGGAGAAGGAUUUUACACACCAGAAAGAUUCUCAAGCUGAUAUUCUACAAGCUCAUUUGCUCUAACCACAGCAAGCAGAGAUUGAACUGCCAUAAAGCUCACAUAUAUGAGCUUAAGCUCUUGCAGAGUGGAGGAUCAAAAAGGUAUUCUAGUAGAGGCAGCUCAGUUGCAUGGUAUGAGUCCUCCAUGUGUGGCAUGAAAGAUUCACCUUGUAAGAAAAAUCAGGCUGCAGUUCUUGCAGAGACUUGCCAACCCCAUGAACGUAGCAGCUUCAUCGAGCAACAGUGCAAAGAAGAUGGUGGGAAACUGGGACCAGGAUCAUUGCCAUUUGAAGCUAUACGAUCAAACACAGGUAGUAACAUUAAGCUACUUAUCUGAUCAAAUGAACUUUGAAAGAGGCUUGUUGCAAUAUGCUUAUCUUUUUUUUUUUUUUGUGCUGUUCAAAAAAAAUAUAAUGAAAAAUUUUAGGAGAAUAAGUCAGAUACGAUAAAGAUUUAGUUUAUUUUCAAAAAAUAACAAUGUAUUUAGAAAAGAUUUUCUAACAAAAUAAUUUAUUUUUCAUUAUUUAAUUUUAAUUUAAAAAUAAAUUUAUGUAUACAUCUUAACAAUGUAGUGUUAAAUAUUUCAGUUUACCAGAACAUAAAUAUAUUAUAUUUGGAUACAAAGAAUAAAAAACUUGAUACGAGGAGGUAUGAGCAAUGAUUGUGGUAAACAAUUUGCAAUAAUCCUUCAAUUAAUGAACAGGGUAUGACCACCAACCAAAUGAAGAAGAAGAUGCAUCAACUUCAAGCAACAUUGUUGCAGAGGAAGACUCCAUAUUUUCAGCUUUUCUAAGGGAAUUACUAGUGAAGCAACAGAUUGAGAAGCAGAAUCAUGCUGGAUUUCUGAUUCAGCAGGGGAAAAUCGAUCCAGGUUUUUGUCAGAUCCUGGAAAACAGAAGGAUCUUGCAGCAGACAAAGCAGCUUCUGUUUGAUUGUAUUAAGGAAGCCAUAGAAAGACAUCAAAGGAAGAACAGAAAUCAGAAGCUCACCCAGGAAUCCAUGGAUCUAGAAGAGCUUGGAAAAAUAAUCUGUGAGAAAAUUUGCCCAUGGGGAAACCAAAAUGGAGCCCAGCACUUCAAUUUUGAUGUCUCUAGCAUAAUAGAAGAAUGGGAUGAUGUACAGAAACUGCACAGGAAGAUUGAGAGAGACAUUGGAGAUGCUAUCAUGGAUGAAAUAAUUCAGGAAAUAAUUGGUUUCCUUUGUUCUGCAAAGUAUGUUCAUUAAUCAGGACUCUUCUUGAAGUGAAGAACUAAGCAUGGUUCAACUACAAGAACCCAAUCAUAACCAGCAGCUGAACUAACAUGAGUUCAGCCAAUGAACCCGAGCUAAUGAGUUUCAGGAUUUCAAUUUCUCAAUAUCAUGAACUAACAGAUUGGAACAGAAUUAUUGUAAGUGAUAGAAAGAAUGCAAGCAAUUUACGUGGUUCAGUAGUGUGCCUACAUGGACAUAGAGAGAUUUUUUUUUAUUUGAGUAUAUUUUUCAAGAGACAGCACACAUGUUUUUAUAUUCUACUAGAAACCAAUUACAGUCAUAUAUUAUAAUAACAAAAUAGGAAC